Messenger RNA from Mucor mucedo, 753 nucleotides. Its product is annotated as S-adenosyl-L-methionine-dependent methyltransferase. Lineage: Eukaryota; Fungi; Mucoromycota; Mucoromycetes; Mucorales; Mucoraceae. The record is from RefSeq and is a predicted model, not a curated record. The coding region runs from base 1 to 753 and encodes 250 amino acids. The transcript is spliced from 3 exons.
AUGGAAAAGGAAGAGCCUGUUCUAAAUGAGAAUACGCUUCAAUUGUAUCAAGACUAUGUUGGAAUCAAGGAUCCCCAAGAAUUACGACUUCAUUUAAAGCACAUUCAAGACAGACUUGCCAAAGAAGGAAAAAUCUUUUAUCGAUGUAUUCAACGCUAUGAAUUUGCAUUUUCCAGAAUAUAUCAUCGAUUCUUUUACCAACGUAUCCUUGAUUUGGGACACACGAUAAAAGAACCUUAUUUUCUAGAUAUUGGAUGUUGCACAGGCACAGAUCUGAGAAAAUUACUGUUGGACGGAUAUCCGGCAAAUUUUCUUGUGGGUUUAGAUAUUGAACCCACCUACAUUGACUGUGGUUAUGCUCUCUUUCGUGACAAGGAUCAUUGUCCUAUUCAAUUCAUUGUAGGUGAUGUCUCGCUACUCACCACUCAAAUGAGCGUGAUCCAUGCAGGCAGUGUAUUUCACUUAUUUUCAGAUAUUCACAUGGUACGUGACUUUUUAAGGAAACUCACGCGCGUUUUAAAACCAGGUGGGAUUAUGGCUGGUUGUCAUGUCUGUGCUGAAUCCUCCACUCAAUACUUUCGUGCCUCUAGUCAAAGUAUGAAGUUUUACAUUGGCAUCCAUGAUUUUCAGGAUUUACUCGUCUCCCAGGGUUUCACCGCCAUCGAAUUGGAAACACGGCCUCGCAUUAGUCAGGAUAAGGAAACUUUUACAGCUUUUUGGGUUUCUUUUUACGCUGUAUACCAACCUGCAUAA